AGAGAGCAGAGAGACGUUCGUUUCACGCGUUCGAAAGAAGAGCGACCGAGAGGACGAACGGGCAAAGGCGAUUAGGGGGCGGCAAGAGAACACUCGUCUCCGUGCUUCCGACGAUCGACAGUAGCGUGAAGGCAGUCCGAGAGAAUGACUCGUCGCGCGCGUUUCAACGUCUUGCGGCUGGUGGCCGUCGUGGCCCUGCUCGCGCCCUUCGCCGCGGCCAUCACCAAGAAUGAUCUCUAUCCAUACGCGACACCUGGUUCCUCGAUCCUAGAGACGGACGUCAACGGGGUGCUUACCUCAGCCGAGAUAAUCCUUAAGACGCCGAUCGCUUUCUAUGACAAGAUCUACAACAUGAUAUUUGUAAACGGGAAUGGCGUUCUAUCUUUCGCCAGGGCGAUGCAGAGGUUCUUCAAUAUCGCGUUCCCGCUGGACGAUCCCGUUAUCGCGCCGCUCUACACCCACGUAGACACCAGAGGCUCCGGAAGGGUCUAUUACGGUGAAACAGAUUCACCGGAAGUGCUCGCGGGAGCCGGAGGAAUGGUGCGCAACGCUUUCAAGGACGCAGCUGACUUUGUACCCACGCACACGUUCCUCGCCACCUGGCUGGACGUUGGCUACUACAACGAGAAAAGCGACAAAGUGAAUACCUACCAAGUAGCUAUCUCGUCGAAUGGCACGCAUUCCUAUGUCGAGCUGUUGUACCCGGAUAACGGUAUUCAAUGGAUCCAAGGUGAAUCGCACCCCAGCGGUCUACCGGACGCGAAGGCGCAGGCAGGAUUUAUGAGCGAAGGAAGAAUGUACACCUUGAAGGGUUCCGGGACAGAUCAGAUACAGAACGUCGACAAGUGGUCGAACGUAAACAGACCAGGUCAGUGGGUAUUCCAGGUUGGUCCGAAUUAUGAUCAAGAUAUAAAAGUACCGGACAACAUCGAGGACAACAGCGGUAAAAACCUUGUGGCUAGCUGUAGGACGGGAGCAACGACUUGCCACAGCAAAGCGACGUGCGUGGACUACGAAGUCGGCUUCUGCUGUCACUGCAAGGAAGGAUUCUUCGGCAACGGCAAAUCCUGUCAGCCGAACGAUGUGCCGCUUCGAGUAAUUGGCCGAAUCUCUGGAACGAUCAACAACGUUGAAUUCCCGUCGAGAGACUUGCAGUGUUAUGUACAAACGAAGGACGGAAGAACAUACACCGCUUUGUCGCGGGUACCAAAUGAAAUCGGCGCUACCUUCCAACUGCUCGGCAAUCUUGGCGGGGUAAUCGGUUGGCUGUUCGCGAAACCUAUCGGCGAAACGAAGAAUGGGUAUGAACUGACAGGUGGAGUUUUUAACCAUACGGCAGUAUUAACGUUCCUCCCAUCGGGGGAGACAGUGACGAUCCGCAGCAAUUAUCAAGGUCUGGACGUCUUCGGCCAGCUGAAGAUGGAGGCGGAGGUGACAGGUACGUUGCCGCAACUGACGAGGGACACCCGGGUCGACUACGGUGACUACGAUGAACUUUAUACCAGAACGCAACCCGGCGUAAUCCGCGCUCAGAGCGAGCGAACUUGUAAGCUGAACGAUGGCAACGGGGAACGUGAAUUAGAAUUCACGCUAGACCAGACGAUCGUCUAUCAAGAGUGCUCGUAUUUGACCGUCGACCCCGAGGACGACACGACGCGGCUCAAGUACUUCAGGGGCACGACGACUUACGAAGCUACCGAAGGCAUUAUACGUUUCGCGGUGAACACUAAAGUCACGCCGCUCGAGGAGGAAGACCCUUGCAUUCAAGGAAGGGAAACGUGUACCGAUCAUAGCAGCUGCAUAGUCGACGGGGACACGUUUAAGUGUGUCUGCAAUCCUGGAUACCAAUACCUGUACGAAGAAGACGGCAGCGCGAUCUGCGUGGACGUGAACGAAUGCACAGCCGGUAAUCACAUGUGUUCCCCGGAUGCUCAGUGUAUCAAUCAAGAGGGUAGCCACACCUGUCAAUGUCGACCUGGAUUUUCGGGAGAUGGUCGAGUUUGCGACAGACUUCCAUCCUGCGAGGACAUUCGUUGCGAAAAUUUUGAGCAGUGUGUUAUGGUCGAGGGCGCGCCGAAUUGCAUUUGCAUGCCAGGUUUCGAGCAAACAGAGGAGGGUUGUUACCCUUCCCAGCGUGGUUCCUGCGAAGUCGAGAACAAUUGCUCGGUCAAUGGUGUCUGUGUAUUUAAUGAAGGUUUGCAGAAGCACACGUGUAUCUGUUUGCCUGAGCAUUUUGGUGAUGGUUACACGUGCUAUGCGGAAACGGAUGUGACCACAACGGACGAACCACCAAAACCACGGUGCUUGGAAGAUGUGUGCUUGUGCCCGGAUGGCUGGGACUACCAGAAUGACGAAUGCGUGCGGCAGGAAGAGGCACAUACGACCGUCACCUAUGACCGAGACUUAUUGGCACGUCCGACUCCGGAAUGCUUCGAAGACUCCUGCAUAUGUCCCUGGGGAUACGAUUACAACCACACGGAGGAGAUUUGCGUGCCCCGGCCCGGAUACAACCACGAAACGAUGGGUCCAUCAGGAUUUCACUCAUCGUGCAACGUGGUGAACAGGUGUCAUCCCUACGCGCAGUGUGUAUAUGUGACGAGUACCGGCGACUACGAGUGCCGCUGCAAUACAGGCUACGAGGGCGAUGGCACAGAGUGCACGAAAAGAGAAGUGUCCUGUUUGGAUGUGGACAUCUGCGACCCGAACGCGUCCUGCCAGCAUGAGGAGCCGCUGGCCAAAUGCGUGUGCAAUCCUGGAUACGAAGGAGAUGGAACCACUUGCAGUCCCAUUGACGAAUGCAGCGGAAAUACUGACUGCCAGGAGAACGAAAGAUGCUUGUACAAUCCGACCAGCUCCCGUUACGAGUGCAGCUGCUCCGCUGGAUAUAGCAUGGUGGACGGUCGGUGCGUGGUGUCCGACUGUUCCACGAAGCCUUCUCAGUGCCACGUGAAUGCUCGGUGCGUGUCGGCUGGGGAUGGUGGCUACAAAUGCGUCUGCAGCGAGGGCUACAACGGGGACGGAGUGCGACAGUGCGUCGAGGAUCAUAUCGGCUGCAACGUACUGAAUAAUUGCGGCAGGAACGCGUUCUGCGGAUACAACCAAACCUCCGCAAACUUCGCGUGCAUCUGCCAAACGGGAUACUAUGGCGACGGUUUUACGUGUCUUCCGCAAUCGUCUUGUAGACGGGAGCCAACCCUUUGCUCGCCGGACGCGACAUGCGUGGCAGCCGGGGACAAUCAAUUCGCUUGUGUGUGCAACGAUGGUUACACAGGGGACGGAGCGAACUGCAAACCACGGCCGAAACACGAAUCGAACUUCCUCCUGGUCAACCAAGGAAUGGCCACGAUGAGGAUACCGUUCACGGCGACCUACGAUAACCCGGGCAGCCCGAUCCAUAUAGCGUACACGCAAAUGGCUAUCGCGAUCGACAUCGACUGCCUAAACGGAAAAGCAUACUCCAGCGACAUCACUGGUAAUCGAAUAACCGAGUUAACUUACAACGGUUCGAUGGCGGAGACGUUCCUACCGAAAGUAAGUAGUCCCGAGGGCCUGGCGGUCGAUUGGGUUUCGAGAAAUAUUUUCUGGACCGACUCUGGCUCGACGACGGUGGAGGUGGCCAAUCUCGAGACGAAGAAACGCAAGGUCCUCGUAUCCGACGGACUGGUCAAUCCUAGGGGGAUAGCCGUUCACCCAUACCGCGGGAAGAUAUUCUGGUCCGAUUGGAACCGUGCCUCGCCGAAAUUGGAGUGGGCCAACGAAGACGGCACCGGCCGCGCAAUCUUCCUUCAAGGGGAUUACGUCAAGCUACCGAAUUCAUUAAGUAUCGAUUGGGCGACGGAUGAGCUGUGCUGGGCGGACGCCGGGACGUUUACGAUAAGCUGCAUGGAGAUCGAUAGCAGGGAGAUUAACGUGGUAGCCAAUGCGCUCACUUACCCGUUCGGUUUGGCGAUCUCGCAUCAGAACUAUUACUGGACCGACUGGAAGACCCACAAAAUCGAAGUCGCAAUGAAGAGCACCGGGGACAGGAAGCCGGCCAUAUCGAUACCACCGGGAGGAAGCGGUAAAUUAUACGGAAUAGUCGUCGUCCCUGAGUCCUGCCCGAGAGUGACGAACGUUUGCCAAUUCGAAAACGGAAGGUGUAACAAGGAGCAACUGUGUCUGCCGGACGGCCAAGGUGGCAGAACAUGUGCGUGUGCGGAUGACGCGUCUGGACCUUGCACCGACUCUCAUUAAAACGACUUCAGCUGAUCGCUGGAAUCGAAAUAAGGCAGCAUGAUGGUUGAAACAUGCACCCAGCGAGAGCUGGGAGUAUGGUUCGGCGUCGCGUCGAUAUCGCUCAUUAAGUCGCGUGUAAAUUAUAAUAUUAUUCUUGGUAUGUUUAGUUUGUCGUCCACGUUUUCGAGUAACACACUUUUUGUAUCUAACACAACCGCAGCGUGAUGCUGGAUGUAUGGUGCUGCGGCAUGGUGCCGCGUUAUUUAAUAAAAG
This is a messenger RNA of Nomia melanderi (Alkali bee), 4488 nucleotides long. RefSeq names its product Nidogen (gene Ndg). Gene Ontology annotation, cellular component: plasma membrane. The record is from RefSeq and is a predicted model, not a curated record. Gene Ontology annotation, molecular function: Wnt-protein binding; Wnt receptor activity; calcium ion binding. Gene Ontology annotation, biological process: cell-matrix adhesion; canonical Wnt signaling pathway. Lineage: Eukaryota; Metazoa; Arthropoda; Insecta; Hymenoptera; Halictidae.